Molecule: messenger RNA, 759 nt
Organism: Mycena indigotica
Lineage: Eukaryota; Fungi; Basidiomycota; Agaricomycetes; Agaricales; Mycenaceae
Product: Osmotin, thaumatin-like protein
Exons: 6
Coding region: 1-759 (252 amino acids)
Biological process (GO): defense response
Cellular component (GO): extracellular region
Source: RefSeq, a predicted model, not a curated record
AUGAAGUCCGCCUUCCUUUCUCUCGCUACGGCUUCAGUCGUUGCUGCUCGCACAUUCACCGUGAAGAACAACUGCGGCUUCACUAUCUGGCCUGCCAUGUUCACCGACCUGAAUGCCGGAAGCGCCGCUCCGGAACAGACGACUGGAUGGGAAGCGCCAGCUGGCCAUUCUGUCUCCUUCGGAGUGCCAGAUAACUGGACAGCGGGUCGUAUUUGGGGCCGAACAGACUGCGACUUCUCGGUCAACCCCGGGCCCACCUCGUGCUCAACUGGGGGUUGCAAUGACGGCCUAGUAUGCAAUAUCAACAAUGGAACGGGUGUUCCUCCAGCCACAGUUGCUGAGUUCACACUUUCCGGUGGAGGCACGACGGACAACUACGAUGUUUCCUUGGUCGAUGGUUCCAACCUCCCGGUAGAGAUUACCAACAAUGUUGGCUGUCCUAUCCCGUCCUGCCCAGUCGAUUUGAAUCCCAAUUGCCCAUCCGAACUUCAGCAUCGCAACGCAAAUGGCAACGUUGUUGGCUGCUUGACCGCGUGUGCUGCCAACCUCGAUGGCAACCAGGCCGACUCACCCAACUGCUGCUCCGGAAGCCACAAUCAGCCCGAGACGUGCCCGCCUGAAGGUGUCACCGACUAUUCGUACUUCAAAGGCAACUGCCCCAACUCGUAUGCAUACGCUUUUGACGAGGGCAGCGGCACGGCGUUGUGGUACUGCGAUUCGAACUUGCGCGCAGACUAUACGGUCACAUUCUGUCCUUGA